AUGAUAAAAAAUAUGUCAGAAAUCUAAAGAAGCAGAAAUUAUUUUGAUUUUGAGUAAUUAGAUUGCAAUCGAUAUUUUCAAAAUUAUAAGGAGAGUGAAAGCUCAUUAAAAGAUCAUAUCAAUUCCCAUUAGAUUUUAUUCCUUUUAGCCAAAAAUCCUGCUGUUGGAAAUCAUCUGAAAAAUAUCUUCUUCAUUAUAUGUGAUGCUUAUGGUAUUCUAUCGCCUGUCUCUAUAUUGAAUCCUGAACAAGACAUCAUUUUAUAAUAUUUCAAUUUUGAAAGUACUGAAAAGGGUGUCAAAGUACCAGUCGCUACAUUUUUAGCUUGUUUGAAAAUGCUUUCUUACCAUUCCAUCCAACUCAUGGAACCAAAUGUUGGUUAUUCAAUACUGGCUGGUCAAAUGGAAAAUUUAGGAAAAAGAAUUGCUCUCAAAAAUACAAGACUUAUUAAUGAUGCUAUUCAUAUUGGAGAAUUUGACAAUUUUGAAUUGUUCAAAUAAAGAUUCCAAGGAAGGUUACUGGAGCUCCUGAUUAGAUUCUUGAUCCAAAAUAUACUUGGACAAACAUAUUUGAACAUGAUAGAAUAUUAAGAAAUUUAGGAUUCUAAAUGA
Molecule: messenger RNA, 609 nt
Organism: Paramecium tetraurelia
Lineage: Eukaryota; Ciliophora; Oligohymenophorea; Peniculida; Parameciidae
Exons: 5
Biological process (GO): gluconeogenesis
Cellular component (GO): cytosol
Molecular function (GO): ATP binding; phosphoenolpyruvate carboxykinase (ATP) activity
Source: RefSeq, a predicted model, not a curated record